This is a messenger RNA of Schizophyllum commune H4-8, 436 nucleotides long. RefSeq lists its product as uncharacterized. The record is from RefSeq and is a predicted model, not a curated record. The transcript is spliced from 4 exons. Lineage: Eukaryota; Fungi; Basidiomycota; Agaricomycetes; Agaricales; Schizophyllaceae. Bases 25 to 372 code for a protein of 115 amino acids. Gene Ontology annotation, biological process: intra-Golgi vesicle-mediated transport.
CUCUGACUUCCAUCCCCGCGCACAAUGAACGCCCGAGAUCGCGUCGAAGAUACCUACGAGCGCCAGAACGAUGAGCGACUCGACAGCUUGCACUCCAAGAUCCGGACUCUUCGUGGAAUCACGACUGACAUUCAUGGCGACGUCGAGAGGCAGAACUUGAUGCUGGAUGAUACUAACGACCGCUUCUCUUCAUUUGCCGACUCCCUAGCAGCCUCAUCGCGCAGGGCCGGCCAGGCGUUCGGUAUCGGCGGCCAGGGCGCAAUACGGCCAUGGCGAAUAGCAAUGCUUGUGGUAGUCGUAUUCAUAGCGUUAUGGUUGUCCUUCAAGAUCGGCUACUGGUUGUGGGGCGGCCCUGCAGCGGGGGAGGUUUGAGGAAUGGUCAUAUCUGGGUUGGCUUCAUGGACUUUCGGCUUGUAUACAGACUAUGCAAUGGAUC